This is a messenger RNA of Haliotis rufescens (red abalone), 3293 nucleotides long. RefSeq names its product chorion peroxidase-like. NCBI's taxonomy places the organism in Eukaryota, Metazoa, Mollusca, Gastropoda, Lepetellida, Haliotidae. Gene Ontology annotation, biological process: response to oxidative stress. The transcript is spliced from 13 exons. Gene Ontology annotation, molecular function: peroxidase activity; heme binding. Bases 293 to 3175 code for a protein of 960 amino acids. The record is from RefSeq and is a predicted model, not a curated record.
AUUUACAACUUAAUUAGUUUCACUAUUAUGUGGCGGGCGUCACAAUGAGUAUCGAGGUGACUUUGCCACUGAAUACGUAUAAGUUACACGGACGUCUACGUUUCAAUUAAAUACACCAUCACUGAGGUUUGGACCAUUCAUUCUCAUAGGCGCUGGUACUAAAAGAACUGUGCAUCUGUGGUUUGGAGGAGUAUACCAGCGAAUACCUCCGUGAAAUUUCCUGGUUUUCUUUUUGCAACACGUUUUUGUGGAACAAAUUUUCAAGCAUUGGUUAUAUUGUCACUGUCUUCCAAUGAAGGAGUUUGCUGGUGUGUUGUUGGUGGUGGUCCUGUUGUUCUCGGACAAUGUCCGGACCGCCUCGUGCCAGGCCGACAUGAUCGGGGUGAUCAUUCAAGACUCUGGCAUGUCCAACACGGUCAAGGACAUGGCUAUGUCUUCCAUGAAUAUGGUCAAGGAACAGGAUAUGAUGUUCCUGAGAGCAGGUGUUGACACAAAGGACACGACGUCUACGAGAGCAAUGAAGGCGAUGUUCACAGUGACCAAGAAGAAGGCCAUGGAGAUGGGAGAGGAAGAGAGAGCGAAGAAUAUGCUCAUAAAAGAGCUUGCAGGACUCCUGAAUGUCCCGAAGACUCGGAUGGCAAGUGCUGUCAACACCUUGUUGGGGACGCUAGGUGUGGAGGUACAGGGUUUGGGGACCAGGGACGACAACUGUGACCAGUUCCUCAACACCAGGUGUGACAGCUCCUCCAGAUACCGGACUGAGGACGGCAGCUGCAACAACCUGCGGAAACCACUGUGGGGCAGGGCCUUCAUCCCGAUGCGGAGGUUCCAGGACCCAGAAUAUGAUGACGGCGUGUCAGACCCCAGGACCACAGGUCAGAAUGGGCGGAAGCUCCCCGGGGCCCGCAAGGUCAGCCUGGCGGUUCAUGAGUCAGACAACAAGGUGUCCGCCGCCGGAGCGACGGCGCACAUGCUGAUGCAGUGGGGGCAGUUCCUUGACCACGACAUUACCAGCACCCCUAUACAGUCAGGUGCCGAGGGAUCGAACGUAGGGUGCUGCAUGGAUGACGUCAGCGCUGCCAGCAAGUCCAGGAUCAACAUGACCCCAGAGGAGAGAGAUAUUUGUUUUCCCAUAAAAAUCGAAACGAGCGACCCGAAAUUUCGUCCAAGAAGAUGCAUGAACUUUGUGAGGUCAAUCCAGAUAUCUAACACGGACUGUAUGGUAGCUCCGGUGGAACAGAUGAACCAAAUCACGGCCUUCAUCGACGGCUCAAUGGUCUACGGGUCAUCUGAUGGCGAGACCCGGGACUUGAGGGCGUUCAGCGGAGGUCUUCUCAAAACAUCUCGUAACAAUUUGCUUCCCGAGGACUCGGAGCCAUCGUGCCUGAAGAUAAAGCGAUCAGACUUUUGUUUCAAAGCGGGUGACAGUCGGGUGAACGAGCAGAUGGGUCUGGCUACCCUUCACACAUUGUGGAUGAGGGAGCACAACCGCAUGGCCCGGGAGCUCAGCCGUCUAAACCCACCCUGGGACGACGAGAAAUUGUUUCAGGAAACCAGGAAGAUCGUGGGCGCCAAAAUUCAACACAUUACAUACAAUGAGUUUCUGCAGAUUGUCCUGAAUGAUGACAUAAGGAGACAGUUUAGCCUGAUGUCAAGACGCCAAGGUUUACAAGACCAGUAUGAUCCCAGCGUCGAUCCAAGCAUCAGGAACGCGUUUGCAACAGCAGCCUUCAGAUUUGGACACUCGCUGGUACGGACGAUGUUCUCUCAGUAUGGCCGGAACUACCGCAAAGAGGAAGACCUGAAACUGAAAUGGAGUUUUGGCAACACUUCUCAUCUCAUCAUGGACAAUGGUAACGGCGUUGAAAGAUACGUUCGUGGCCUCGUCAGCGACGCCACGAGUGACGCUGAUAGAUUUAUAAGCCCCCAAGUAACUCAACACCUUUUUGAAGAUGGGGAAGGUCACAGCCUUGACCUUGCUGCUCUCAACAUCCAGAGAGGUCGAGACCACGGGUUGCCUGGUUACAACCAAUGGCGGAGGUGGUGUGGUCUUCCAACCGCUAGCAAAUUCAGCAGUGGUCAAGGAGGGCUUGUUGACCACCCAUCCCAUGCAGUCAAAAAGCUGAGGAGGGUUUAUGACCACCCUAACGACAUUGACUUGUUUGCUGGCGGUAUGUCCGAGAAAAGGAUCAGGGGUGGCCUUAUUGGUCCCACCUUCGCCUGUAUUCUGGCUAACCAGUUUAAGGCGCUGAAGGUCGGGGACAGGUUCUGGUACGAGAGGGAGGACAGCACUACUGGAUUCACCACAGCCCAGGUGAAUGUCAUCAAAGAGACCACCCUAGCAAAGGUUCUGUGUGAUAACACAGACAUCCGCACCAUGCAACCCGCCGCUCUCAGAGUGGUCAGGAACCAAAACCAACGGCAGAGUUGUCAAGAAUUAACUCAGACUCCAUUAAAUCCGUGGUCCGAUGAUCCAGCAGCUAGGGAAUUGAAUGGAGGUAGUGGAAACAACGGAAAUGGCAACAACGGCAAUAAUGGAAAUGGCAAUAAUGGCAAUAACGGUAAUGGCAAUAAUGGCAACAAUGGCAAAAACGGCAAUAACGGAAAUGGCAACAACGGCAACAACGGUAAUGGCAAUAAUGGCAACAAUGGCAAUAACGGAAAUGGCAAUAAUGGCAACAACGGCAAUAACGGAAAUGGAAACGGAAAUAGAAGAGGAUGGGGUGACUGGGGUCAGUGGAGCAACUGUAACGGUAUAAUCAGCACAAGGUCAAGAUCAUGUCUUCCCGGCUCCGUAUGUCUGGGACAUGGCUCUCAGAGGAAGCCCUGCGGGGACACCAGAAGUAACUGGUCAAGUUGGGGACAGUGGUCAUCCUGUGCCAACGGGAUGCAGGCGAGGAGAAGGAGUUGUACUGGAGGGUUCCUCUUGUGUUCAGGGCGGGACAGUGAGGCGAAGCGGUGCACGGCUGCCCGUGACUCUGGGUGGGGGGCUUGGGGGAGGUGGGGGACAUGUACCAGUGGUAAGAGAUGGAGGAAGAGGGUUUGUCCAUCCUCUGGAAGUUAUGGACAACCCAGCUGCGUUGGGCCAAGUUCAGAAUCUAAAAACUGUGGAACAAGGAAAACAGACUGUUCGAAAAGCAUUUAUAGACUUAUUUCUACUUUCUACUGUAACUGAAACAAAAUGAAGCCACGUUUUCUUGAUACAUAAUACUCGUCCAAGCCAUUUUUGCUAUUUUUAUAAAGAAAUGUAGUAAAGCUUGAAAUAAAAUUGACCACGCCGGAUUAGAAGGGUA